AUAUAUUACUUUCACUUUCUCGUCCUAUUCAAAUACACUCGUAACAUUCGGUAUCAAUCAGCAUUUGGUGAGCUCUUAAAUUCGUAGGCAGAUGUUUGUGGACUCCGAGAUCAAACCAUAUGCUUCAGCAACUACAGAUGUCUUUCUGACCCCAUUCAUCUUCUUAUGCCAUGGUUACUCCAAGAAUUGGAUGCGUCUUUCCUCUUCUUCUACCUCUUUUUGGCCUCCUCUUCGAUCUCUGUUCUGCAGCUGACACCAUCUCCGCCAACAGCUCUCUCUCGGGGAACCAAAUCAUCACUUCCUCCGGCGGCGACUUCGUGCUGGGCUUCUUCAAGCCGGGAAGCACCGAUCGGUACUACGUCGGCAUAUGGUACGGCAAAGUCCCUAAGAUCACGUCCGUGUGGGUCGCCAAUCGGGAGACCCCCGUGGCCGACCCCUCCACUUCGGUGAUCAAAAUCUCCGACGACGGCAACCUCGUCCUCCUCGAUGCUUCCGGCGCCCUUGUAUGGACCACCGCCGCCAAAACGACCUCCAACUCCACCGUCGCCGUGCUUCUCGACUCCGGCAAUCUCCAGCUCCGUGAUGCGUCCAACUCCUCUAUGGUCGUGUGGCAGAGUUUGGACUACCCCACCAAUACCUGGCUCCCCGGCGCCAGACUCGGGCUGAACAAGAUCACCGGCGUGACGCAACGCCUCACGUCCUGGAAGGACAACGAAGACCCUGCGCCUGGCAUCUUCAACCUGGAAUUGGACCCCAACGGGACCAGUCAAUUCUUCAUCGUGUGGAACUCCACCAUCAAUUACUGGAGUAGCGGGACCUGGAACAGUCAGAUCUUUAACCUUGUUCCGGAGAUGGAUUAUGACCAUGUCUUCCAAUAUAUCAGCAAUCCCGAGGAGAACUACUUCACGUACUCGUUCGAUAAUCAGGAUAGCAUCUCCACGUUCGUGAUGGAUGUAUCCGGGCAGAUCAAGCAGUUCACGUGGCAAAUUAACUCGCAGUCGUGGAUCCUCCUCUGGUGGCAGCCGAGGCAGCCGAGGCAGCAGUGCCAGGUUUACUCCUUAUGCGGAGCUUUCGGCAGCUGCAACGAGAACGUCCUGCCCUUUUGCAAGUGCGUCAGGGGCUUUAGCGCCAGGAACCAGAGCCACUGGGAUUUGGGCGACCAGAGCGGGGGAUGCGUCAGGAACACGCCGCUGCACUGCGGCGAACGAGCCAACUCCUCCAAUUCCCAGAGGGACAAGUUCCUCACCAUGGACAACAUGAGGCUGCCGGUGAACAAUCAGACUCUGGACGGUAUUGGAAGCGAUGAGGAUUGCCAAUUGGCCUGCUUAAACAAUUGCUCUUGCACGGCCUACUCCUUCGCUGGCGGCAGGUGUUAUGUUUGGCACGGCGAAUUGCUCAAUCUCCAAGACCAGUACAGCCAAUCGGAAGCCAGCACGCUUCAACUUCGUUUGGCUGCCUCGGAGCUGCCGAGUCCCAAGAGCAACAAGAAGAUAGUACUUUGGGCCGUAGUCAGUGCAGCCGUCGCUGUAUUGGUUUGUUUAGCUCUCAUUUGGUUCGUCGUCUGGCGCCGGCGGAGCUCAAGGUUGAUGAGAGCAUCCAAUGCCGUGGGGGGCAGUCUCGUUCCUUUCCGGUACAGCGAGUUGCUGCACGCGACCAAGAACUUCUCCCACAAGGUCGGCGGCGGCGGUUUCGGAUCGGUGUUCAAAGGCUCAUUGCCGGAUUCGACCCCUAUCGCGGUGAAGAAGCUCGAAGGGCUUCACCAGGGCGAGAAGCAAUUCCGCACUGAGGUGAGCACCGUCGGCAUGAUCCAACACGUCAACCUGGUUCGCCUCCUUGGCUUCUGCUCCGAGGGAACCAACAAAUUGCUGGUCUACGAGUUCAUGCAGAAAGGGUCACUAGAAACUCAUCUCUUCCGCUCCACUUCCACGGAUUUGGCAUGGAAGACGAGGUACCAAAUUGCAGUCGGAACCGCGAAAGGAUUGGCCUAUCUACACGAGCAAUGCAGGGACUGCAUCAUCCAUUGUGACGUCAAACCGGAGAACAUUCUGUUAGACGAUUCAUUUGCUCCCAAACUGGCGGACUUUGGCCUGGCUAAGUUCAUGGGGCGAGACUUCAGCCGGGUUCUAACCACAACGAGAGGGACGAUAGGCUACCUCGCGCCAGAGUGGAUCACCGGCGUGCCGAUCACGGCUAAGGCUGACGUGUACAGCUACGGGAUGAUGCUGUUCGAGAUCGUGUCGGGGAGGAGGAACCUGGAGAACCCGGAGGAAAGCAACGCUACAGGGUUCUUCCCUACUCUGGUGUUCAGCGAACUUAUGAAGGGGAACAUCGGGAGCUUGCUGGAUCAAAGAUUGGCCGGCGAUGUGAAUUUGGAGGAGCUGGAAAGAGCUUGCAAACUUGCCUGUUGGUGCAUCCAAGACUACGAGAGUUGCAGGCCGACCAUGGGGCAGGUGCUUCAAGUUCUGGAGGGCUUUCUUGAAGUCGCCAUGCCGCCAAUUCCACUGUCGCUCCGACUUCUUACUGAAACGCCGGAGAACAUCAACGUCAAUGUCUUCUAUCAAACUCAAUAUGUCUCCUCGAGCCAAAGUUCGCAGAGCAAGAGUGGCACCUCAAACAGCUCGCAUACCAGAAGCAAUACGUCGAACAGUUCCGGUGCAGGAAGAUUUUGAGGUCUGCCAUCCUUCCAAGUAUUGGAAUUCUCGUUCAAGUGCUUACACCCAGACUCUAAAAGUCCCCGUGUGAUGGUGGAAUCCAUAUGAUCGUCAGUCUCACAACUAUAUGUGAGGAUUUCAAAUCAGAAACUACCUGCUUGGGAGACAUGUUAAUGAGUUCAGUAACAUCCAUUGAGCGAUAAUGAUAUGGUCGGAAAGCGAGCGUAAUUAUUUCAGGACUACAGUGUAAUG
Messenger RNA from Zingiber officinale, 2903 nucleotides. Its product is annotated as G-type lectin S-receptor-like serine/threonine-protein kinase At2g19130. The record is from RefSeq and is a predicted model, not a curated record. Lineage: Eukaryota; Viridiplantae; Streptophyta; Magnoliopsida; Zingiberales; Zingiberaceae. The transcript has a single exon. Bases 171 to 2669 code for a protein of 832 amino acids. Gene Ontology annotation, biological process: protein phosphorylation; recognition of pollen. Gene Ontology annotation, molecular function: ATP binding; protein serine/threonine kinase activity.